UUUCGCUUCGACCGGCUCACCUUGCGUGCGACACCCUGUUGUGUCACUUUGGGAAUGUUUGUGUUUCCCCGUGCUCUCAUUUAAUCGGGAAGUGUCUUCAAAAGGACACAUUGAAGCAUUUAUAGUUCGACAACCGUCUAGAGGUGACGCCUACAUAAAUUUCUUGAGGUCUAAUGCUAACCACCAUUACCAUGGAAACUGAGGCUAGUCACAUGCUCGAGGCAGCUCUGGAGCAGAUGGAUGACAUCAUUGCCGGUUCAAAAGCAGCAGCGCUGGAACUCACUAAUGGCAUGUAUGACCUUGAUUCUGUCGUCAGCUCCGGCCCUUUGCAGGUCAUUCAGUUGGCUGUAGACCUCAAACUUGCUUUGGAGCUUCAGCCGAACCAGGAAGACAGAAAGCGCCUCAGAGCACAGUUGCCCACCGAAACAGCAGAGGCUCUCAAAGACUGGCUCCAGCGUGGAGAUGUGAACCUGUGUUCUCCUGCCAACAAUGAAACCUACCAAGAGAGACUGCUCCGCCUAGAGGGAGACAAGGAGUCCUUGGUUUUACAGGUAAGUGUCCUGACUGACCAGGUGGAGGCUCAAGGGGAGAAGAUCAGAGAUCUCGAAAGCUCCCUCGAGGAACACAGACAGAAACUAGCUUCCACUGAGGAGAUGCUGCAACAGGAGCUGGUGAGCAGGACGUCUCUGGAAACUCAGAAGUUAGAUCUGAUGGAUGAGGUUUCAUAUCUGAAACUGAAGUUGGUUAGCAUUGAGGAAACUCACCACACACAUCUCCAAGAACCCAUGGAUGCGAACCAGAAUAAAGCAGAGUGCGUGGUAAAUCUCAUCAGUGAGCUCCAGGAGCAGAUGUGCAGGUUUCAGGAGGAAAUCAGCACUCGCAUUCAGGAGAAGCGCGCCCUGGAAGAUGGUGAUGCCCAGCGCGGAGAGCCAGGUGCCGAGCAGGCCCGCGCUCACAGCCCUGUGCUUAGGCUAAGUGCCACAAACCUGAGCCUGUAUGGACUGACCGCAAAUGAUUUAUUGCAAGAAGUGAAGCAGCUCAAGAAUAAAGUGGAGGAGCUGGAAGGAGAGAAGGGACAGUACGAGAGGCAACUUCGAGUCACCAAGGCUGAAAUCUCAGACCUGCAGCAGCUCCUUUGCUCCAAAGACGCUGAGAUUGAAAGCCUGCAGACCCAACUUCUGGCCAGAGGCAGCACAGCCAAUGACAACGCAGAGAGAGAGGAGGUGUAUAUCAAACAUCUGAUCAACAAAUACCAGGAAUACCAGCGGCUGAAGGUGGGGAUGGAGUCUCUUUUAGCUUCAAAUGAUGAAAAGACGCGCCGUAUCGAGGAGCUGACAAGUCUGCUUGGCCAGUAUCGAAAAAUUAAUGAGCUCAUGGCACUCACGCAUGGAAGUAGUGAAGAGGAGCUCAGUGGCAGUGUGAAAGUCAGAGCCAUCACACAAAAAGCCCACUGUGAUAUCUAUAGGUCAGAGAUGUCAUCAAGAGGAUCUUCACCACUUAUGUUAACAUCAUCAUCACCUUACCAGAGAGAACUAGACUUAUGUUUUCAGACCCCGAUGGACGUGUCACUUUCUACUGCCGAUACAAGCUUGUUAAAUGGAUUAUGGCAUCAACGCAGGUUGCAGUCUAGCAGUCUUGAGGAAUUGCAGAGCAGAUCUUUACAAAAGCCUGUUGAGACCCGGCCAGAUGAAAGUGAAUCAGACAUAGGGGGAGAGAAUGCUCACAUGGAGCUGAACAAGUACCAGACGCUGCCAGGGAAGCUAUGUCGAAAAGGUGAGCUCAGGACCAAGCUGAAUGAUGCCAGGGAAAGAGACGAAGAGUAUUUAUCUCCUGGAAGGCUCUCACCCGUCCAUAGCCACGACCAAGACUACAGUCUAAUUCGCUACAGGAGUGCCAGUGCUCCAGUUUUAGGAUCUCCGGGGAAGUAUGAUCUUUAUUACACUGAAUGUUCAGAUCAGCUAGAAGAAUGUAUCUUGUCAGACCAGUCCCCUCUGUCCUCUGGAAUGGACUCUCCUAUAGCGCUCGAAAACAGGAAAAGUCAAAGAGGCAUUAAGAAGCUCUGGGGCUUAAUUCGUCGCAGUCAGUCAGGUAGUCCAGGUCAGAUACAUGACCCAGAGCUUGGCGAUUUCAAGAGAAGAGGCCCCAGAACGAGACAGGCACGUUCAGGGAACAUACGAGACCUGAAGAUGCAUUUUUCUAAGUGGAACACCGAGCAGGUGUGUGAAUGGCUAGAAGACAUUGGACUGCGCCAGUAUGCUGCCAUGGCUCACCAGUGGGUCAGCAGCGGGGAAACUCUACUGUCUGCCACUGCACAAGACCUGGAAAAGGAAAUGGGAAUGAAAAAUCCAUUGCACAGGAAGAAACUCCAUUUAGCCAUCAAGACGUUUAAUAGCAAGCAGCACGAGAAGUCUGCCGAGCUGGAUUACCUCUGGGUCACUCGCUGGCUCGAUGACAUCGGCCUUCCUCAGUAUAAAGACCAAUUUAAUGAAGGAAGAGUGGAUGGGCAGAUGCUGCAGUACCUUACUGUGAAUGACUUGUUGGCCCUAAAAGUGACCAGCCAGCUGCAUCAUCUCAGCAUCAAGUGUGCUAUUCAUGUUCUACAUGUUAACCAGUUCAACCCUUACUGUCUCAAGCGCAGGCCUGGCACCGAGAACCAGUGUUCUCCUCGUGAGGUGGUUCAGUGGUCCAAUCAUCGAGUCAUGGAGUGGCUGAGAUCUGUGGACCUGGCCGAGUACGCCCCAAACUUGAGGGGCAGCGGGGUUCACGGAGGAUUAAUCAUGCUGGAGCCUCGGUUUAAUUCCGACUCGCUGGCGAUGCUGCUUAACAUCCCUCCUCAGAAAACACUACUGCGGCGCCACUUAGCCACCAAUUUCAGCAACCUGGUGGGAGCGCAAGCCCAGCAGGAGAAGAGAGAGUACACCGAAGCAGUGAACUCCACGCCGCUCAGCAUCACUGCCAAAGUCAAGCCCAAAAAGUUGGGCUUCUCCAAGUUGACACAUUUGCGGAGGAGGCGGCCAGAUGAAUCCACAGACUACGUUUGCCCCAUUGAAUCUGCCGGGCCUCUUGAGGGCCUUUCGACAGGGAACAGCACCCAGGCGCAUCACUACAACAACAACUUCAGAGGCCUGAGCACCAUCACGGACAGAAAGCCGGAUCACUCCAGCCACCAGCCCUCAAUACCUCAGCCCGCAUCCCACCCCCAUCCCGUGCUCCUCAAUCCUCAACCCAGCCCAUCAGUGUGACCAAGUGCCUUGACAAGUGAAGAGAUCUCUGUGAUGUUCUGAUAAAGCUGCUUGAUGGCUCCACAAUCACAGCUGCCUGUCAUGAUGGAUCUAGUCCGCCUCCUGUAUUAUUGGUCAGGUGCUAAACAAACCCAGCGUCAGCCUCCUUUCCCGGUGACAGUGUAAAGGCACUCUUCACGGUAUUUAGCAGUUCUCCUAACCACUGUGCGCCAACAAGUGAUAAUUUUAUAUUUGUGUGAAUUCACUCGGGCACCCUUUCUACUUCUUAUUUUCCAGCUUGAAUACCACGUGCUUAAAAUAAACUUGUGACAUGCCGGUACUUGCUUUUAUUCUCAGAGAAUUGUAUUUAUUAUUUAUGUAAUUGCAGAGCCAAACAAGAAACAGAAGGGUUAUUUUGGAAACGGGAGCUGAUUUUGUACAUUGUCCUUACUUAACAGUAGUAGAUAAACUUUUAUACUAAAUUAACGAAUGCUUCUUUGAAGAACGCGACAUGUUGUGUAAUUUUU
Molecule: messenger RNA, 3748 nt
Organism: Hippocampus comes (tiger tail seahorse)
Lineage: Eukaryota; Metazoa; Chordata; Actinopteri; Syngnathiformes; Syngnathidae
Gene: ppfibp2b
Product: PPFIA binding protein 2b
Exons: 30
Coding region: 174-3242 (1022 amino acids)
Biological process (GO): neuromuscular junction development
Cellular component (GO): presynaptic active zone
Molecular function (GO): protein binding
Source: RefSeq, a predicted model, not a curated record